GAGCUCUGUCCUCAAAGAAUUUUGGCGUUCAGAUACACUACAUCAGUUUCAUCCACCUACCAAGUCAAGGAGGUAAGUUUCAGGGGGAAUUCAGAAAUGCUGAAAGCGCCAGAUGACAUUGUCAUGGAACAGGAGGACUCUGCUUCUCAAAAUGGAGAAACAACAAGUUGGGAUAUCAAUGACGUCAAACUUCCUCAGGAUGUGAAACAAAGAGAUUGGUUUCAAGAAUGGCCAGAUUCCUAUGUAAAGCAUAUCUAUAGCUCGGAUGAUAAAAAUGCUCAGCGGCACCACAGUAGUUGGGCAAUGAGAAACACCAACAAUCACAACUCCCGUAUCUUAAAAAAGUCCUGUCUCGGUGUGGUGGUUUGCAGCAAUGAAUGCUCAACUCCUGAUGGGAGGAAGAUCUAUUUGAGACCAGCCAUAUGUGAUAAAGCUAGGCAAAAACAGCAGAGGAAAUGCUGUCCAAACUGCAAUGGGCCUUUGAAGCUUAUUUCUUGUCGAGGUCAUGGUGGUUAUCCUGUCACUAACUUCUGGAGGCAUGAAGGACCAUUCAUAUUUUUUCAGUCCAAAGGAGCACAUGAUCACCCAAGACCAGAAACCAAGCUAGAAGCAGAAGCAAGAAGAUCACUCCAAAAAGCACUUACAGUUGUUUCCCCCACUUCUCCAAGACUAAAAAAAACUCGGGAGCCUGAGUCUUUGGCAGAUGAGAUUCAGAGUCAAGAAGCUCUGACUUUACAUCUUUCCAGUCAGGAAGACUAUAUAUCACCCAGUAAUUUCAACAGACACUUACUAGACAAACCCCCACAAGAGCACAUGCUAAGUACCAGUUUGUCUCUUGCAAAAAACUAUGGCUUUGGAAGCUCCCCAUAUCUUACCGAGCACUCUCAGGUUACAAGAUCUAACACACUCUAUGACAAGUACAAAGACGUUGGCAGUGGAGGAUGUGAUACUGGAAGCCAAUCUAGACCUUCUGUCUGUAAUACAUAUGUUGGCUAUGAAGAGCCACAAAGUUGGAAUAAAAACAGAGUUUUGGGAAGAAAUCCAUGCAAUGAAAAAUGCUGCAAUGACUCUGCUUUGCCUUUGACUGAUUUGCAUCGUGAAAUCCUUUCUUCUCAAAACUGUAUUGAAUCCACUCUACAGCAUGUUCCUACUGUACCAAAUACAACAAAGGCUGGCUACUACCCCUUCAGGCCUAAUAUAGGCCUAUGUGGAGAGGAUUUUUAUGAAGGAAAAUCACACAUGAACUAUAACAGCAGCUACAUCCCUCCCUCCUUGUACCAUCUCUCCCAAGAGGAUCCUUACCUUGUUAUGAACACUGUACGUCAGCAUUCACUGCCCAUGAAAGGAACUGAAUGGGACUCUGAAGAAGAGCAAAAGUACCCCAGUCUGGAUUACUGCAACAAUGAAAUGUUUUUUAAUCUCUGUCCUUUGAGAUGAUCAUAUUUGAGUUUCCUUCCCUCCGGGGCUGGAUUCUGUACUCCCUGUUCUAAUUUGGAUAGCAUUUUACCUUCACUUUGUGCCCCCUCUGCAUUGGUAUAUUGCAGGAAGUGGGAUGAAGGGGUACAGCUCCCUUGUACAUCUUUGUACACCAGGGCAGGGGAGCCAAAACAUAGUUCAGUUUAUCCCCUACUCCACUGGGGGACAAUCUCUUGGGCAGACAUGCCACAAAUUUGCCUCACAUCUCUAAGUGCCGUUCCAAUCCCCUUCCCCUGCCAAAGCAGAUUUCUGCCCAUGCCCUGUGACACUCCAAUCCCCUUCCCCUGCUUUCUGUCUCUGCCCUGUGAUCCCUGCCUGAUCUUUGCUUUCUUCUUCCUGCCCACUCAACUGCCCUGUUUUCUGCUGCCUGAACUCUCCCAAGUCUGCUGUGUGCCACACCAAAAGGCUGCCCAAGCCGUAUGUGGCACACAGGUUGGCCACCCCUGCGCUACUUCACCCCUGUGGGUAUGUUACCUACCCAAUUUAUGGACAUUUCCAUGCAGCUUGCCUUACUGAUUCCUCCUAUUGCUUUUAAGCUACUCUUUCUGUCAUUUAAGGCUCUAGCAAGCCCUUUAGUACAUCUUUCCCCUAUUCCAUCCCCUCCCCUGUUUAAACACCCCAGAACUUAGGGGUCUAAACACAGACUUCAUCAUUUCAACCCAUCUCCCCUCCCUAUUCUAAACAAGCAAUUCUCCAAAUGAUAUGUUAUAGUGUGCCAUGCAGUAAAGAUUUUAUUGGCAUGAGUCAGGGAGGAGAGUAUUACAAAACAAAUGGUAAUAAAAACUUAAUAGUACCCCAUUCCAUGACAUAUUUGGUGUCUGUCAAACAGGUUCAGUUUGAUCAUUUGUUUUUUAUUUGCUUGACUUCAUCUCUUUAGAUUGCCUCUGCCUUUUCCACUUUUAAAUACUUUAGUUACUAUGGAAACAAUCCUGUCAUAAGGGUGGAGUUUAGAGACAUUUACAAGAGCAGGAUAAUAUAUACUUACAGAAUGUUUCAAAAUUUAUGCUACAGUUUGGAAACACAAGGAUCCAUAGUGGUUUUUUAUGAUGUAUAUUUGGUAUGCGCCUACAUAUACUUCAUAUUGUAGCAGUCACCUCUCUCAUUGUAGACUAACUCAGAAAGCUUCCCUCCAGUCCAUAACAACUACCAUCCUAAUAUAUCAGUGUACUUUUUAUUUUGAUUUUUCAUCAGGGCUAGAAAUAUGAAAUUUUCUAGGCUAAGUUUAAUUAAAGAUCGUGUCUCACAGCCUGCAGAUCUGCAGGCUUGUAGUAUCAAGUAGUCCACUCAACAUUUUCUGUACUAAAUUUUCCUGUAUUUAAACAGUAUGAUCAGCACAUUGGAACAGGACACGGCCAAGCUCCUAAUGAUCUGGUUCACUGUAUGGCACACUGCAUUGGGACUUUUGCAAAAUUCCAUUUAUUAGUGAUAUAUUCUCUGAAAAAGUAUAUAGAUAUUGUUAAAUUAGAAUCAUCAUAUUUACAUUAUAUAGUCUAAUUCUAAAUUCUUGGCAAUGAACUCUGAGGUAGUUCAGUUAAAUUUAAAAUUGCCCACAUGGCUGAGGAUCCAGGGUGAAAAAGUACACACAGUUGAGGAGCAGAGGGGUUGUCCUUUAACUGGAACACAACAGACUACAUCACACAGGCAGACAAACAGAACAAUGCUUACAUUUUUCUGAAGAUAAUCUGUAGACAGAGAAGCAUCAUGAAAAUACUUGUUGGGGUUACAUUCACCUGAGAAGGUCAUGGCAUAAAUCCUUUAUAACCUUAUUGAAGGUGGCAGAAAAUAGUUUUAAGAUUCAUAGUAGAGUUAGAAGGCUAUUAUUAGUAAACGAAAGAAGCAGAGAUGCAGUGCAGUUAGAAACAAAAACAUUUCUCAUGGGCUAAAUGCUCCAUGGAUCAAAGUACUGAGGCAUUGAACUGCUUUCUAAGCUUUAUUGAACAUGCCUAUACUGCACGGUUCCUUUUCUUGUGCUACAUGCUCUGUGCCUUUUCCUCACACGCGUAAGUCUCUCUGUUGCUGUAGCAAAUUGUCUUGUGUAUAAUUAAACUGUGUCUUACAGCUGCAUAAAUGUUUCACAACUUUUAGUUUAUACAGCAUUUAAAGGGGAGACUCUCACAACCUAGUUCUCUACCUAUUUUAGGUAUAACAGGGCACUCCUACACAUGCAUUUUACUGCACAGUAGGCACUUGCUGUGCAAUAAAGCGUCACCAUCUAUACAUGCGCAUCAAUUAGGCCGAUGUAGACCAAUUUACUGCACUGUCUGACAGUCCCAUCAGACACAAGUACUAUCCAACAGUGGAGUAAAUUACUGCACGUAAGUGCAUGUGUAGACAGUGAUGGAUUAGUUUACUCUGACUCAAAUUGCACCAGAAUUUAUUCAGUCACAUUAAUUACAUGUGUAGAUACACCCACAGAGUCACCAUUAACAUAGUAACUGAAGACCUCACAGUUUUAAUAUGUAUGCUCAUGCUGGGUAGGGGAGUGCUUUUACCCUCAUUUUACAAAUUAGGAAUUACAAGACCACAAAAUGGUUUGCUAAAGGUGUUCCAGAACUCCUGUGGCAGAACAAGGACAUGACACCAGGCCUUCAAUGUUCUCCAGCCAAGAAAUACUCCAACCACUUUCCUUCUUCCUUCCAUCCUUCCUUUCAACCUAGACCCUACUCUUGCACCUGAGAAUGAUUUGGUUUAAUCAAGUGUUCCAAUUUCUACAUACUAUUUUCUGCCUUUGCAAAGUAGAACUGCACUUUAAUCUGAAUACAGAAUUAUAAGAUGAUUUUGAAAUGGUGUUGCUAAAUGUGGUCCUUAAUUCUUAAAAAAAAUAGUUUGCAUCCUGCUUGUGAUGUAGACCAUUUGUGAAAAAAGUCCAACAACUGCAGGACAUGAAUCCUUUAACGUAGACAAAUGCAGGGUGCUGCACCUUGAGAGAAGAGAUCCAUAGCAUACAUACAGGCUGGGGAAUUCCCUUCUUGAAAGCACAGAGGCGGAAAGGGAUCUUGGAGUCACUAUUGACUCCAAGAUGAACAUAAGCCACCAAUGCCAGACCGCAGCCAGCAAGGCCAGCCAUACCUUGUCAUGCAUCCAAAGAUGCAUCUCAAGCCGGUCCCCCCUAUGCAACAUUGGUCAGGUUGCAGCAGAAGUACUGCAUCCAGUACUGGGCACCGCACUUUAAAAAGGAUGUGGCCAGCCUGGAGAGGGUUCAGAGGAGGGCCACCCAUUUGGUGGGAGGGCAGCAGGACAGGCCGUAUGAGGAGGGACUGAGGGACCUGAACCUAUUCAGGCUCGGCAAGAGGAGGCUGAGGGGGAACCUGGUGGCUGCCUACAAAUUCAUCAGGGAGAUCAUCAGCAAAUAGGAAGAGCCCUAUUCUCCCCAGCACCACCUGGGGUGACAAGGAACAAUAGUAAUAAGCUGAUGGAGAAUAGGUUUAGAUUAGAGAUCAGAAGGCAAUAUUUUACAGUUAGGGUGGCCAGAAUCUGGAACCAGCUUCCCAGGGAAGUGGUCCUCGCCCCUACCUUGGGCAACUUAAAAAAGAGGUUAGAUGAUCACCUGUCUGGGGUCUUGUGAAGCCAGCAUUCAUUCCUGCCUGUGGCAGGGGGUCAGGCUAGAUGAUCUGAUCAGGUCCCUCCUGACCCUAGCUACUAUGAUACUAUGACUCCAAAUAGCUCUAUCAGAGUAAUUUACACAUCACAAGGUUUGAAUACCUUGUUAUUUCCACUCAUCCUAGAUCUCUCUGGAAAUUGUGCUCUGCUGCUAGUUUAAGUGAUGGUUUGGCUUUAAGGGAAUUGCACAUAGUGGGUUAAGGUGGGACUAUUUAAUGCAUUUCCCUUGUGACUGCAAGCAAACUCUAAAAAGCCCUCUUCCCUUUCCUCCUUCCCCACUCCCCUGCCCCCUCCUUUUCUCCAUUGGACUUGAUAAUGGCUAAGAAAGGAAUGACAGGCAAGGGAGUUUCUUUGUGGUAUGUUUAAUUGGACAAACUGUAUGGUUGGGAAAGAUGUUGGACAAGCUCUGAGGCACAUCUGAAUGCCCUUAUUCAGGUCCAUCUUCCCUUGGGUGGGAGGCAUGGGUGGAACUAGGGUUUUGAAAAGCAGGAUGUAGAUGGUGUGGCACAUCAUUACUUAUAACACAAAACCUAUUUUUCUACAGGUAAAAAGAAACUAGAAGCUUUAUUAAUAUGCCACGGGCCCAGGGCUAUAUUAUCCAUCUUAAGAUCAAAGCAAAAACAAAUACAAUUUUAUGGAAUGCAUUUAAAAACAGUCUGCAGGGCUGUGAAAUAGGAGCUACCUUACUAGGAGCAGCUAACAGAUAGCUAGAUUGUUUAGUGGAACAUCAGGACCACUGAAAGGAGAAAGGGGCAUUAACACCUGUGGAAUGAAGGAAUCAGUUAUAAUUUAAUGAGCCAUGAACUCCACUUACAACUGCCUGAACAGAAAUGCUGCUGCCACUUCCAGGAAGUUGGAUUUAACACUGGGUGGAGCAGGAAUCAAAUCGGGGUGCAACUGCACCAGUGCACCCUCUCCACCCCCAGAUCUGCCCCCGAUGGGAGUGUAGUGAUUACAAUGUGAGAUUUUGAGUGAGGUGAGAAAAAAUUGGGGUGGAAAGCAGCAGAGUGUUUUAAAGCAUAAAGGGCUGGAAAGUCCGACAAACUUCUCUGAUGGAACUAGGUGUGCUAAUUAUUUGAUACAAAACAGCAUAGGGGUAGGUUUUAAGAGCACUAUAAAUGAUUAGGAAUUACCAUAAGAGGUACUCAGCCCUCUGGCCUAACACCUAUCUCAGGAUUCCUAGAACUGGUGUAGUUUCCAAAUAUAAUGGGCCUUCUCCUUUUUUUAGAAAAACACAAUGCAACAAAGCAAUCAGGUGAGAUUCAACAUUAAGUGCCUUUGUUCUAGUUGGUUAAGAAGCCAAUAGCAGACUACUUGGUAUCUUUGUGUAACCGUGCGUCACAUUCAUGUUGACAUAUCUUUCAAAGAUAUUACUUAACACAAAUGCCUAUCAUUUACUUUAGACACAGGCCAAGCCAAAAAAUGUCCUAAAGCUACAUUGAAUUUUAGUGCAUGAGGGCUUUCAUUCUUCCUUCAUUGUUAUUAGUAAGGGAGAAAAAUAAGGUCUGUAUGCAGAAGGGUUUGUUUCAGUGGAAUCUGUUUUUCAUUUCUCAAAACCAGUUAUACCAAGAUCUAAGUUUGCAGUUAUUUACAUUACUUGAUAAUUGUAUCAAAAGGGACACAUUUCUAAGUCUGCUGUGACUGAUAUUCACCCAAUGUACUUGUGUCUCUGGAGACAACUAGUCAUAAAUAAAAUUAACAUUGACACCAGAA
Messenger RNA from Alligator mississippiensis (American alligator), 6789 nucleotides. It is a transcript of the gene GCM1, whose product is annotated as glial cells missing transcription factor 1. Gene Ontology annotation, biological process: gliogenesis; regulation of transcription by RNA polymerase II. Bases 97 to 1437 code for a protein of 446 amino acids. Gene Ontology annotation, molecular function: DNA-binding transcription activator activity, RNA polymerase II-specific; RNA polymerase II cis-regulatory region sequence-specific DNA binding. The transcript is spliced from 6 exons. The record is from RefSeq and is a predicted model, not a curated record. Lineage: Eukaryota; Metazoa; Chordata; Crocodylia; Alligatoridae. Gene Ontology annotation, cellular component: nucleus.